AUGUCCGGAGGAGUUACGCCCGUUGCUGUCUAUGCCCUCCGGGUUCCCGCUGGCGGAGCUUUGAUCCCCGCGGUCCCUCCUCAGGCUGCCGCCAUGUUCCGUGUCAGCAUGGCUGCCAUUGACCCCGAUGAGGCUCCCGAGUACGAGGACGGCUUCGACUCCAACAAGCGCCCCCGUGCUACCCUGAAGCUCGUGCGCGCCCCUCCCGGUCUUGACCUCGAGGAUGAGGAGGACGAUGAGGACUGGGAAGACGACUCCGAUGAGGAGGACUCCGAUGAGGAGGAGGUCAACGGCGGUCCCAGCGACAAGGAGAAGGCCCGCAAGCUUAAGCUGGCUGCUGCUCGCAAGGAGCUUGAGGAUGCUAUGGACGAGGACGAUGAGGACGACGAGGAGGGAAGCGAGUUCGACCUGAAGGCCGCCAUCUCCAAGCUGAUCAAGGGCAAGGGCCCCGCUACCGAUGAUGAGUCCGAUGACGAUUCCGAGGAGGGUCUGGAGCUCGACGAGACCGUCAUCUGUACCCUGGAUCCCGAGAAGAACUGCCAGCAGCCUCUGGACAUCACCGUUGCCGACGAUGAGCGCGUGUUCUUCAAGGUGACCGGUACUCACACUAUCUACUUGACCGGUAACUACGUCAUGCCCAUCGACGACCACGACCACGACCAUGAUGACGAGGAGUCGGACGAGGAGGACUACGACCUCUCUCCCGAUGAGGAUGAGCUGGACCUCGACGAGCUGAUGGGCGAGGAUGACGAGAGCGACGACCUGGACGACCUGGAGGACCCCCGCAUCACCGAGGUCGACAGCGAGGAGGAGGAAGCCCCCAAGCUCGUGCAGACCAAGGCCAACAAGAAGCGUGCCGCCGAGCCCGAGGAGCCCAAGCCUGCCGCCAACGGUGAGCCGGCUCUGAGCAAGAAGCAGCAGAAGAAGCUCAAGAAGAACAACGGCGAGGCCGCCCCCGUCGAGGAGAAGAAGGAGGCCAAGGAAGCCAAGGAGGCCAAGGAGGGUAAGGAGGCCAAGAAGGUCCAGUUCGCCAAGAACCUCGAGCAGGGCCCUACUGGUUCCACCCAGAAGCCCGCUGAGAAGACCACCGGCACCCUCGGUGUCAAGGAGAUCAAGGGCGUGAAGAUCGACGACAAGAAGCUCGGCCAGGGUGUUGCUGCCAAGGCUGGCAACACCGUUGCCAUGCGCUACAUCGGUAAGCUCGAGGAUGGCAAGGUUUUCGAUGCCAACAAGAAGGGCAAGCCUUUCACCUUCAAGCUCGGCAAGGGCGAGGUCAUCAAGGGUUGGGACAUCGGUGUCGCCGGCAUGGCCGUCGGUGGUGAGCGCCGCAUCAGCAUCCCCCCUCACCUGGCCUACGGCAAGCGCGCUCUUCCCGGCAUCCCCGCCAACUCGAAGCUGAUCUUCGACGUCAAGCUCCUCGAGAUUAAAUAG
Molecule: messenger RNA, 1431 nt
Organism: Aspergillus ibericus CBS 121593
Lineage: Eukaryota; Fungi; Ascomycota; Eurotiomycetes; Eurotiales; Aspergillaceae
Product: FKBP-type peptidyl-prolyl cis-trans isomerase
Exons: 4
Coding region: 1-1431 (476 amino acids)
Cellular component (GO): nucleolus; chromatin
Molecular function (GO): macrolide binding; peptidyl-prolyl cis-trans isomerase activity
Source: RefSeq, a predicted model, not a curated record